GGUUUUUAACCUUAAAUUCUGGAUAGAGAUAAGCUGUGGAAUAUACCAUCCAUUGAUUCCGUUGAAUCAGUUUAUUAUUACGACUACUGCACUAUCACCUUAGGGCAUGUAGCAGAUAAAAUACAACUCAACUCGUGAUAUGUAAACAAAUUAAUUACAAUACAAAACAAAUCAAGAAAAGUUGAAUGACAAGGAUGUGCAUUGAAAAAAGUUUGAAAUGCUCAGCAAUCCAUAUUUAUUCUGACAAUUAUGGUCAGAGAAACUUUAAAAAAAAUUAUUUGGAGCACUCUGUUUUGAAUGAAAUUUAAGGAAAUGGUGUAACAAAUCUAUUUUAGCUAUGCAAAAUGCCUGAAUUUUUAUUUCAAACUUUUGUGAAUCUUUACGGGUAUAUUAGAGUAAAACAUGAAUCAUUGCUACCCUCAUAUAUUUAUUAGCUUAAAUGUUUUAUUUGUUUCCGUGGCUGGCAUUUAUUAAAAAAGACUCUUAAAAUUUCGUAUCUAAUUUUGUAAAUAGCUGUAACGAUCAUUUUAUGAUAAGCUGGUUUCCUUCUAGUUGUUUACAUCAUUCGACAUUUGUUUAAUUUGCUCUUUAUUAUUAUUGUAGAAUUGGCAUGAAAAUUCAUAUGAAAUAUACUGCUCUAACUAAAUUCCUAUUAAAUCUAUACAUGAAUAUGUUGAUAUUUGAUUUGGAUAACAAAUUGUUAACUCUAAGCUUUUCUGAUUCGUAUUUCACUAGAUAAACAAUAUGUUAAGCUGACAAACGUAAUUUUAAGUAUUAAUUCUAGUCCUUUGAAUCAUAAUAAUGAAUGUUUUGACAGAUAUCUUAUGUGAUACAGCAUCAUUGUUGGCCUCUCAAAAUUAUAAGGUUACUUCAGAAAAUAAGUUAAUGUCUUCGCAAGAAAUGUUUGGAAGGUCAGGACCUUUAAAUAUUCUGGAUUCUACUUCUGAAAUGCCUUCUAUUGAGAGAUCUAUGCCACCCAUUAAUACUCAUUCUAGUCCAUCUAGUAUUGGUUUAUUUAAUUCAGCAAGUCAAAUUCAUAUUGCUCAGACAAUGGAUGCCGAUUUUGAUGAUAGAAGUGAAUCCAUUUUUUCAGAUCCAUUUGCUGAAAUUGUACCAUCUUGGCUUACUCAUGAUUUUAUGAAAGUUUCUGAUAACUUGCCAUCCCCUAGUAUCUUGUCAAAUGUAUCAGAUAUUUAUUCAUCGGCACAAGAAGAUGAGCAUCUUGAAAUGCUAGAUUUAGGAUUUACUUCUGAUUUAAGCACUCAUGAUUUGGCAGGCAAUGAUUUAAACAGGAACUGCAUCGAUGAUAGUCAAAAACUUCUUGCAGAAUUGCCUAUGCAGAGAUUUUCUGGUCAUGAACCUAUGUUACUUUCAUCAUUAAAUGAUAUUAAUGUCUCACAUUUGCACGUACCAGUAAAAAAUAAUAUAAGUUUUGAAAAAUAUAAGCAUUCUUCUGAAAUCAGCAACACAUCCAAUCUCAUGAGCACUGUAUUAAAUUGUGAAAACGAUAUAGUUCAUCUUCCACUUCAUCCAAAUAUAGCAUCCCAGUGCCUUACAACUACAUCUAGUCCAACUUUAAUGCACAGUAGUCAAAGUCAUCAUAACUCAGUAACUUCUGUCUGUGAUAAGUUGCCUCAAAUAAAUCUCAAUCUUAAUUCUCUUAUUGGCAAUGAUAUAUCAGAUAUGCAACUAUUGCAUCAAGAAUUUCCUACCGUAAAUUUAUCCCAAGCAGCAUUAAACCAUUCAAAUCAACAUUUGAGCAACUGUAUUUCCAAUAACAUUGCAGUCACCCGAACUAACAACUCAUUGAUUAAUAAGAGUAGUCUAGCUUUGCCUAAAUCUAAGGAUGCUUCUGUACAAGUUACAGUUGAAAGUACGGUUGAGUCAAGAAAUUGUAUUUCUUGUUGCAAAGUUGGUUCAGAGGCAUCUAUUGAGCUAACUCAGUGUUAUAAAUGCAAAUUUUGUGAUUUCAUAAGCAUUCACAAAUGCAAUGUGCAAAGUCAUAUAAAUGCUGUUCAUUCCACACCAUUUUCUGUUGCAAAUGGGGCCAAUUUAGAUCUGACAUCGAAUGUCAUUAACCCACCUUUAUGUACUACUAAUACAACUGAAAGCAGCUAUUUGAAUUCAAAUGGUAUUGUCAGUUCAGCUGAUAUUGUAUCACUGAAUAGUCAUUUAAGUAAUUCUUUAUUAUCAUCCCAAAGUACUUAUGUACCGAGUGAUAAUCCAGUCAUGUCUAAGUCAAAUUUUGUAUCUGGUCAAAAUGUAAAUACUACUCCUGUACAGUUGAGUAUUAAUGAAAGUGUUCCUGUUAGUUAUCAGUUGAUUCCCAUUAGUGGAGUUGUUAUAAGUUCUGGUAAGGAUGAAAGUAACAGUGUAGCUGUCAAUGGCAAUUCUCAGUUUCUAUCUGAAAAGUUUAGCAAUAAUUUGAAUUCAAAACAUAGACCUAUACUGAAAAAACCUGAAGAAUUACCUAAAAAGCCUUCUGAGCCUAAGAAAAUAUCUCCCAAAUCAAACAAAGAUGAAUCUGCUUCUGAAAAGUCAAUCUCUGCCCAAAAGAAAGGAUGGCAAAAGAAAAUUAGAAGAGAAUUGGGCUCCUACAUAUGUGAAUUUAAAGGUUGUAAUGUGCGAUUCAAAGCUCUUGAUAAUUUGGAAUAUCAUCGAAAAUGUCAUGUAUCAGGAGGUAAUUCCUUUGCCUGCCCAGAGUGUGGCAUAGCUUUCAAUCAGUGGAGCUCUAUUGCUGGUCAUUUAUGGAGAAAUCAUUCCAACGAUAUGGAAUUGCAUGCUUGUGAUGUGUGUUCAUUCAGGACUUACAGCUUAAGUAGAUUAGAGAAUUAUCACAAGAAAACUCACCUUGAUGAAUGUCUAUUUUUAUGCGACACUUGUGGCAAAAAAUUCAAAAAUAGAAAGCAGCUGCGGAAUCAUAGGGUUACUCAUAAUAAAAAUAAGAAAAAAGCUAUGACUCAAAAGAUUUUUAAGUGCAAAAUCUGUCUGAGCAGUUUUUCUUCGAAAAGCCUACUUCUUUCUCAUCAGGAUCUUGUCCAUAAUCUGAAGCGCAAGAAUUUCCAGUGUAGCUAUUGUGAGUUCUCAACAUUUAAAAAGGCCAAUAUGGAUAUGCAUGUCAGGCAACAUACUGGUGAAAAGCCUUUUCAAUGUGAUAAAUGUGAAUACAAAACAUCCGAUCACAAUUCUCUCAGGCGUCACAAAAUGAUUCAUUCUGGAGAAAAAUGUUAUAAGUGUCCUUUUUGUGCCUAUUCGUCUAUACAGGCUAGUACUUACAAAGAUCAUUUAAAACGAAAACAUCCAGGACAAGAUUUGAUUUAUUCUUGUAAGCUGUGCCCUUUCCAAACAGUGAAGUCUGAAACAUUCAAUAAACAUGUGGAAGAACAUGAAAGCAUCAGCAAACACAAACAUCUCCACCAAAUGAACGAAUUUACUUCAUCUGAGGAAAUGUUACCUCUCGUUGAGGCUAUGGGAAUACGACUUACUAAUGGUGAUAGUCUAACUUAUUUAAAUAACAGUGGAACCAACCAGUCAUUUGUAAAUAAUAUUAAUAUGAAUAUGUUACAUUUAUGCCAAGGGAAUUCUGUUUAAAGUGUUCUGCUGGAGAAAAAAAAAUUGUUUUUACUUUUUGGAAUUUGUGAAUGACUUUUUUGAAUCGAACAAAGGUUUUAACAAUAUUUUAUUUAAAUAAAAAGAAAAUGUAAUGA
Parasteatoda tepidariorum (common house spider) is the source of this 3707-nucleotide messenger RNA. RefSeq lists its product as uncharacterized. Lineage: Eukaryota; Metazoa; Arthropoda; Arachnida; Araneae; Theridiidae. The record is from RefSeq and is a predicted model, not a curated record.